This is a messenger RNA of Malaclemys terrapin pileata, 2770 nucleotides long. RefSeq names its product D-dopachrome tautomerase (gene DDT). Bases 100 to 456 code for a protein of 118 amino acids. Gene Ontology annotation, molecular function: phenylpyruvate tautomerase activity. NCBI's taxonomy places the organism in Eukaryota, Metazoa, Chordata, Testudines, Emydidae. The transcript has 3 exons. The record is from RefSeq and is a predicted model, not a curated record.
CCGGCGCUCGCUCCCACCCCCUGCCCUGCAGCCCGCGGCGGCCGCGCCGCGUGUGACCCUGCAGACGGCGGUAGCUGGUGUGUGGCGCUUGUCUCGGCCAUGCCGUUCCUGGAGCUGGAGACCAGCCUCCCGGCCGCUCAGCUGCCCCAGGGCUUCGCCGGCAAGCUGUGCUCGGCCGCCGCGGCCAUCCUGAGCAAGCCCGAGGAGAGGAUAAACGUCACUUUGAAGAGCGACUUGCCCAUGGUGGUUGGCGGCUCCGCAGCGCCCUGCGCUCAGCUGCUCGUCUCAUCCAUCGCAGUGGUGGGAACCGCGGAGCAGAACAGAGGGCACAGUGCCAAGUUCUUUGAGUUCCUUACCAAGGAGCUGGGGCUCGGUGCAGACAGGAUUCUGAUCCGUUUUUAUCCACUGGAACCUUGGCAGAUUGGCAAGAAAGGAACUGUCAUGACUUUCUUAUGAUCUCUUCAAGAAACCCAUUAAAAAGAAACCCUUGUGGAGGGCACAACCCCAGGAUGGCCAGCUCUAUCUGUUUGUUUCUACGCAAGAUCUUAUAUGUAUCCUUCUACACCUCCACUCAUGUAGUUCCUUUCUGUUUCUGCUUCCUGUGUGCACACAGCUCCAAAGCGGGGCUUACCAGCCAAACUCUUUGACAGUAACAGUUGGAAGUCUUUGUCUCACACCUGUCUUGUGGCCCAGAGACAAUGCAGUUACCUGUGAUCUCAAACAAAACUUGAAUCGUGAGGUUUGUGUAGCUGGGAGUUUGUUUUGUCAUCAGCAGCGUCAUGAUGGCCUUCCUUAUUUGGAUCCAGUUAAUCCAAGUUUUGUAGUCUUUUCCUUUAGCAGUGAACAGUUCUUUAUUUCUGUUGCGUGAUUGGCAUCAUUGAUAACUGACUGGGGAGGUUCUCCAGUUUUGUUCAGCCUGAGGGCUGCUUUGCAAGAGAAAGACCGAUCCUGUCAUGUGCUAACCUUUCCUCUUCCUUGUGAAAUUCUGUCUGUUCUAGGAGUCCAUGGGUCAUAUCUUGAGAGUUUAUGGGCUUAACUUCACCACCAGAUAGCAUGCUGAUUGGGACCAUGUCCCUGUAGACUCUUCUACACCAGAAGUCACUAAAUGUUGCCCAUUAGUCUGGCAAUAGACACUAAACUAAGGCCUGGUCUACACUAACCCCCCAAUUCGAACUAAGGUACGCAACUUCAGCUACGUAAAUAACGUAGCUGAAGUCGACGUACCUUAGUUCGAACUUACCGCGGUCCAGACACGGCAGGCAGGCUCCCCCGUUGACUCUGCGUACUCCUCGCGCCGAGCAGGAUUACCGGCGUCGACGGGGAGCACUUCUGGGUUCAAUUUACCGCGUCCAGACAAGACGCGAUAAAUCGAACCCAGAAGUUCGAUUGCCUGCUGCCGAACCAGCGCGUAAGUAUAGACAAGCCCUAAUUCACAGUAGUUUGCCCUCCAGUGGCAGUGAGUUAGGCUGAGAUUCAAGGGGAUCUGAGAUCUUUCACUUCCAACUUCCGUGAACAUUUCUUCCAUUCUAAACCUCCUCCCCACCCCCACCCCAUUUCUGGGAAGAGAGAAUAUUGGUCUGAGGGAAGAAUCUUUUAACUCGUAUGGGAUGGCUGGGCUAGGGUUCCUCUCUAAUCUCCUGCUCUGAGCUCUACUUCACUAGGAUCAUUGGCUUGCACAGGUGGAUGUUCCCAUGUUCAUUCAGUAGACUCCUGUAGUUUAAUAUCAAUGUGCAUAUUGUGCAUUGGGGUAUGUGUGGAAGGAGGGCUUCUUAUUGCAGAAUCAUUUCAUACCCUAGGACGUGGAGCCCAGGAAAUUCUUUUGCUGGUUCAGGUAAUUAGUUUCAAUUCCUGUAACUUGUCUCCUUGUCCACAGUACUUUCCCACAACCCUCUCACUACAGUGAGCAAGAUCAGAACACUUUUUAUUUUAUGAAUGCUUUCAAUGUCCUGUGGGUGGUGGAGAGGAGCUCAUGAAUUUACACAUAACUGACUUCUUGGAGUGCCUGUGGGUUUUUUUUUUUCGUAUUAGACUCAGGGCUUUGCUACAUCUGCUCUAAUGUCCAUUCUCUUAGUAGGGGAGUUUUCCCCUGGGGGCCUUUAGAGUUGGUCACUUUAUAACCGGAUUAUACACAAUAUUUUAUUUUAAAAAGACCCUCAACCCGCUAGUUAUCAUAGUCUAUGGGAUUUCCUUACUUUUGCAUUUCACUCAGCAGAGAUAAUGAAGAUAGAGUUGUCAGUUUCAUUUAUAGUACUUUCUAAGGUCCAAAUCCUGCAGACAUUUAGGCAUGUGAAUAGUUAUACUGAAUUCAUUGGGAAUACUUAUGUGAAUAAGUGUUUUGAGGGUCAGGAUUAAAUCGUUCAUUUUCUGGUUCUGAUGUACUACUACAGUGUUUAAUUGUCGGGUAUUUACAGCAUUGCAAGGGAAUAAUUACAUUUAAAAAUGAACGAAUUUCCUCUUUCAUUGCUCACAGAACACUUUUUAUUCCAGUUAGUGUUUGUAAUUUUUUUUAACACACAAUCAAAAAUUUGGGUGUCAAGUUGGAAGUAUCUUUCAUUUAUUCAAAAAUAACUGAAACCAAUGAGGUUAUUCAAAAAUAAUUAAAACCAAAUGAUUUAUUAAUAUGUGAAGCUAGUUACUACACAUGAAACAUAACGUUUUUCCAUUGUUGCAAAAUCACUGUCCUCUAAAUAAAAUCUGCACUAAGUGCAGAUUUAUGUGUUAGUGUCAUGAGUUGGGCGUUUAUCUGGUCAAUAAAACUUUUAUCAAAAUA